Molecule: messenger RNA, 3357 nt
Organism: Carya illinoinensis
Lineage: Eukaryota; Viridiplantae; Streptophyta; Magnoliopsida; Fagales; Juglandaceae
Exons: 6
Biological process (GO): DNA integration
Cellular component (GO): membrane
Molecular function (GO): nucleic acid binding; zinc ion binding
Source: RefSeq, a predicted model, not a curated record
GAGGAGAAGAAAGUGAAGUUGGCAGUAAUUGAGUUCACUGAUUAUGCUAUUAUUUGGUGGGAUCAAUUAGUGACCAAUAGGAGGAGGAAUUAUGAGAGGUCUGUCGAGACAUGGGGAGAGUUGAAAGCUCUCAUGAGGCGGAGAUUUGUACCUAGCCACUACUAUAGGGACCUCUACCAGAAAUUACAAAAUCUUACACAGGGGUCUAGGAGUGUGGAGGACUACCAUAAGGAGAUGGAGGUGGCUAUGAUACGGGCGAAUGUAGAGGAGGAUAGGGAGGCCACUAUGGCUAGAUUUUUGUGUGGUUUGAAUAGGGAGAUAGCCAAUGUGGUUGAGUUGCAACAUUAUGUAGAAAUAGAAGACAUGGUGCACAUGGCUAUGAAGGUGGAGAGGCAAUUAAAGAGGAAAGGGACAUCAAGGUACACUUCAGUUUCUAGCACUCCUUGGAAACCAAAGUGGGAAAAAGAUGAUCGAGCUGUAACAAGGGCAAAGACAGAACCACCUAAAGGAAACGAUGAAGGAACUAGCAACAAACCCAAGUUGGCAUCCCAACCUUCUAGAAAUAGGGAUAUUAAAUGCUUUAAGUGUUUGGGUUCAGGCCACAUCGCUUCUCAAUGUCCAAACAAACGUGUGAUGAUUAUGCGUGACAAUGGGGAGGUGAUGACUGCAAGUGAGGAUGAUCGUGAUGAGAUACCUGAGUUGGAGGAUGCUAGUGAUGAUGAUGGAGUAGAAUACCCCGUAACAGGUGAGUCCCUUGUUGCCAGGCGUGCUCUCAACACACAAAUUAAGAUGGAUGAAGCAGAGCAACAAAGGGAGAACAUUUUCCAUACUAGAUGCCACAUUAAUGGCAAGGUAUGUAGUAUGAUAAUUGAUGGGGGGAGUUGUACUAAUGUUGCUAGCACUACAUUAGUUGAAAAAUUGAAUUUACCUACCUUGAAACACUCUCGACCAUACAAGCUGCAGUGGUUGAAUGAUUGUGGGGAGGUUAGGGUGGAUAGACAAGUGUUAGUUACUUUUUCCAUUGGGAAGUAUCAAGAUGAAGUGCUUUGUGAUGUUGUGCCAAUGCAUGCUGGCCAUAUAUUGUUGGGGAGACCAUGGCAGUAUGAUAGGAGAGAGUUUGAGGAUGUAUUCCCAGAAGAAGUGCCUAAUGAGUUGCCACCCAUUAGAGGCAUUGAGCACCAGAUUGAUUUCGUGCCCGGGGCUGCUAUUCCAAACCGACCAGCUUAUAGAAGUAAUCCAAAUGAGACAAAGGAGCUUCAGAGGCAAGUUGAGGAUUUGAUGAGCAAGGGGUACGUGAGGGAGAGUAUGAGCCCAUGUGCAGUACCAGUGCUUCUAGUGUCUAAGAAGGAUGGGACGUGGGGUUAUGUUGUUAGUACAAAGGGUAUUGAAGUGGAUGAAGAGAAAGUCAAGGCCAUUAAGGAGUGGCCAACACCAAAGAGCGUCACUGAGGUAAAAAGCUUUCAUGGUUUAGCUAACUUUUAUUGGCGUUUUGUUAAAGAUUUUAGCACCAUUGCUGCACCACUCACUGAAAUCAUUAAAAAGAAUGCAUUUGCCACUAUUAAAGAAAGGUUGUGCUCUGCACCCAUGUUAGCAUUACCAGAUUUUAACAAAACUUUUGAGAUUGAAUGUGAUGCCUCAGGAAUAGGGAUUGGAGCCAUUUUGAUGCAGGAUAGGCGGCCGAUUGCCUUUUUCAGUGAGAAGCUAAGUGGGGCAUCCCUGAAGUACCCUACUUAUGACAAAGAACUUUAUGCUCUUGUUCGUGCAUUAGAGACUUGGCAGCACUACUUGUGGCCUAGGGAAUUUAUGAUCCACACCGAUCAUGAAUCGUUGAAGCAUCUCAAGGGUCAAGGUAAGUUGAAUAAGAGGCAUGCUAGAUGGAUGGAAUACAUUGAGACCUUUCCAUAUGUCAUCCGUUACAAGCAAGGUAAGGAGAAUAUUAUUGUUGAUGCUUUAUCACGGAGGUAUCAUGAUGGUUACUUGUUUAAAGAAGAUAAACUGUGUGUACCUAGUUGUUCUAUGCGUGAGUUAUUGGUGCGUGAGGCACAUGGCGGGGGAUUGAUGGGACACUUUGGUGUCAAGAAAACCUUAGAUAUAUUGCAUGAACAUUUAUUUUGGCCUAAGAUGAAAAGAGACAUCAAUCGCAUUUGUAGCAGGUGCAUCACAUGUAGAAAUGCCAAAUUUAAGGUUUUGCCACAUGGGUUAUAUACACCCUUACCCGUUCCUAGUGAGCCAUGGGUAGACAUAUCUAUGGACUUUGUUGUGGGGCUGCCUAGGACAAAAAGGGGUAGAGAUUCUAUUUUUGUGGUUGUGGAUAGAUAUAACAAGAUGACACAUUUCAUUCCAUGCCAUAAAACAGAUGAUGCCACAAGCAUAGCUGACUUAUUUUUCAAAGAGAUAGUGCGACUCCAUGGUGUGCCCAAGAGCAUUGUUUCUGAUAGGGAUGUUAAAUUUCUUAGCUUCUUUUGGAAGGUGUUGUGGGGAAAAUUAGGUACUAAACUUUUAUUUUCCACUACUUGUCACCCACAGACUGAUGGUCAGACUGAAGUAGUUAAUAGGACUUUAACUCAGCUUUUACGCACUGUUGUUCAUAAGAAUUUAAAGACUUGGGAGGAUUGUUUGCCAUUUAUAGAGUUUGCAUAUAAUAGGACCAUCCAUACUACUACUUCAUACUCUCCUUUUGAAAUUGUUUAUGGUUUUAAUCCACUUACUCCUUUAGAUUUGAUGCCUUUGCCUAUUGAUGGCAGGAAUUGGGUUUGGGUUCACAUGCGCAAAGAAAGAUUCCCAGCUCAUAGACGAACUAAGUUGCAUCCUCGAGGAGAUGGACCUUUCCAAAUUCUUGAUAAAAUUAAUGACAAUGCAUAUAAAGUGGAUCUUCCAAGUGAAUAUAAUGUUUCUACUACCUUCAAUGUUUCUGAUCUUUUUCCUUUUGAUGUAGGUGAAGAUUCGAGGUCGAAUCCUUUUGAGGAGAGGGGGAAUAAUGGGAACCAAGGUGGAGCUAUCCUUAAAGAUCCCUUGCAAAUUCCAGAUGGGCCAAUUACAAAAUCAAGAGCCAAGAAGAUCAAGGAAGCAAUGCAAGGAUUGACUGUGAUUAAAACUAAGAGUGUCGAAUUCAUGCCAUUUUUCCUGUCACUGUUCGUGUUCUUGUGCGGGACUUCUUGGUUUGUGUUUGGGUUGCUCGGAGGUGAUCCUUUUGUUUUUGUGCCAAAUGGCUUCGGCUGUGAUUUAGGGGUCGCACAGCUGAUCUUGUACUUUAUCUACAGAGAUAACAAGGGUACUGCGACCGUCGAACCCAUUGUACGCAACCGUGGACGCCAUGUGUCCGUCUGGACGACCACGCGCUCUAGACGAUCUACUUGA